Uloborus diversus is the source of this 1294-nucleotide messenger RNA. RefSeq names its product developmentally-regulated GTP-binding protein 2-like. Gene Ontology annotation, molecular function: GTP binding; GTPase activity. Gene Ontology annotation, cellular component: cytoplasm. Gene Ontology annotation, biological process: cytoplasmic translation. The record is from RefSeq and is a predicted model, not a curated record. Lineage: Eukaryota; Metazoa; Arthropoda; Arachnida; Araneae; Uloboridae.
CUACGGAAUAUCAUUUAGGAGUUCUCAAAGCAAAACUUGCAAAAUACAGAUCUCAAUUGUUAGAACCUACUGGCAAAAAAGAGAAGGGUGAAGGUUUUGAUGUUAUGAAAUCUGGUGAUGCUCGUGUAGCACUCAUUGGAUUUCCAUCUGUUGGUAAGUCAACAUUAUUGAAUAUUCUGACUGACACCCACAGUGAAUCAGCUUCCUAUGAAUUUACUACAUUGACUUGUAUACCCGGUGUCAUCCCCUAUAAAGGAGCAAAUAUUCAGUUACUCGAUCUCCCUGGUAUAAUAGAAGGUGCAGCUGCUGGUAAGGGUCGUGGCCGACAAGUAAUAGCAGUUGCUAGAACAGCUGAUUUAGUUCUAAUGAUGCUUGAUGCUACCAAAGGAGAAAUUCAAAAGCAGCUUUUGGAGAAAGAGUUGGAAACUGUUGGCAUUAGAUUAAAUAAGCAAAAACCAAACAUAUACUUCAAGAUUAAAAAAGCUGGUGGAAUAUCUUUCAAUGCAAUGUGCAAUCUUACUAGGUGUGAUGAAAAAUUAGUGCAAAUGGUUUUACAUGAAUACAAAAUUUUUAAUGCGGAAGUUUUAUUUCGAGAAGAUUGUACACCAGAUGAAUUAAUCGAUGUGAUCAAUAGGAAUCGAGUUUACCUUCCUUGCCUUUAUGUGUAUAACAAAAUCGAUCAAGUAUCUAUAGAAGAAGUCGAUCGGCUUGCUCAUUUACCAAAUUCAAUUGUAGUUAGCUGUAAUAUGAAACUUAAUUUAGACUACUUACUGGAGAAAUUGUGGGAAUACCUUGCCUUAAUUAGAGUUUAUACUAAAAAAAGAGGAGAACCUCCAGAUUUUGAAGGUGGCCUUAUUCUUAGACGUGGUUCUAGUAUUGAACAUGUGUGCCAUGCAAUUCAUAGGAGUAUAGCUAAUGUAUUCAAAUAUGCCUUAGUUUGGGGUACUAGCACAAAAUAUAGUCCGCAAAGAGUUGGUUUGCAGCAUAUAGUGCAUCAUGAAGAUGUUGUACAGAUUGUAAAGAAAUGAUAUGAACUCAUAUUAAAUGAUAUAAAUAAUGUUAUUUCUGGUUUAUUUAUAUUCUUUUGUUACAGGCUGUUUUUUAUUUCGGUAAUAUAUGUCCAUAUAAAUUUUUUGAAGUGGAGAAUUCAUUCAUAUUUCUAACUUAAACUAUGAAAAGAUAAGAAAUGUAUAUUGAUAAAAUAUGUUUUAAAAAUAUUUGAAGAGUUGAUUCUAUGCCUUGGAAUAUUUUUAUGGAUGAAGUGUAAAACUAUUUGCCAAAAAAUAAAUCUGAU